This is a messenger RNA of Dermacentor albipictus, 4860 nucleotides long. RefSeq names its product osmotic avoidance abnormal protein 3-like. The record is from RefSeq and is a predicted model, not a curated record. NCBI's taxonomy places the organism in Eukaryota, Metazoa, Arthropoda, Arachnida, Ixodida, Ixodidae. Gene Ontology annotation, biological process: mitotic spindle organization; microtubule-based movement; spindle elongation. Gene Ontology annotation, molecular function: microtubule binding; microtubule motor activity; ATP binding. Gene Ontology annotation, cellular component: microtubule associated complex.
UGAGCGAAGGCUACAACGGCACCGUGUUCGCGUACGGCCAAACGGGAUGCGGCAAGUCGUUCUCCAUGCAAGGCACGCCGCGGGUGCCUCAGCAGAAGGGCAUCAUCCCGCGCUCCUUCGAACACGUGUUCGAGGCCAUCGCGGCGGCCGACUCGUCCAAGUACCUGGUGCACGCCUCCUACCUCGAGAUUUACAACGAGGACGUGCGGGACCUGCUGGCCGAGGACACGCGCAAAAGGCUCGACCUCAAGGAACAUCCGGACAAGGGCGUCUACGUGCCCGGCCUGUCUCUCGUGCCGGUGCACGACGUGGCAUCGUGCGAGUCGGUGAUGGAGCGUGGCUGGCGCAACCGCUCGGUGGGAGCGACGCUAAUGAACGCAGACUCGUCGCGUAGCCACUCCAUCUUCACCAUCCAUCUGGAGCAGAUGGAGCUCAACGCCCGCAACAACAUACGGACAGGGAAGCUCAAUCUCGUCGACCUGGCUGGCAGCGAGCGACAGACGAAGACAGGGGCGAGCGGGGAGCGCCUGCGCGAGGCGACCAAGAUCAACCUGUCGCUGUCGGCGCUGGGCAACGUCAUCUCGGCGCUGGUGGACGGCCGCAGCAAGCACAUCCCUUACCGGGACUCGAAGCUCACGCGGCUGCUGCAGGACUCCCUGGGCGGCAACACGCGCACCCUGAUGCUCGCCUGCAUCUCGCCGGCCGAUGUCAACUACGACGAGACGCUGAGCACGCUGCGCUACGCCAGCCGCGCCAAGAACAUCCAGAACCGGCCGUGCGUCAACGAGGACCCCAAGGACGCGCUGCUGCGCGAGUACCGCCAGGAGCUGGAGCGACUCAAGCAGCUGCUCUCCGGCGGAUCGUUCAUGGCGACGCCAUCCGACGCCACGCCGGCCCAGGCCGCCUCUUCCGCGACUCCCGAAGAACUGCCGGACAGCAACAGCGAAGUGGUAAACCAGCUUAAAAACGACUACGAGGCCCAGAUGACGGAGCUGCGCAACAAGUACCGUGAGGAACAGGAGAGCCGCGCCAAGCUUAUGAUGGACGUUGAGAAGAUGCGCAGCCAGUUCAAGAUGCAGAUGCAGCAGGUCGAGCAGAACCAGAGGGAGAAGGACGUAUCACAAGAGGUGAACAACAACCAUCUGAAGGUCGACGAGCAGGAGACGGAUCGCUGGGCCGAGCCAGUUGCAACUCCCGAGAAGCCCGAGAUUCGCGCACCCAACGCGUCGCCCUGCUUUGGAAACCAAGAGGAUCCAGCUAUCAUGGCCCAGAUGCAAGCAAGGGCUCUAGAAAGGCUGCGCGAAUUGCAAGGGAGGAUGCUGGGCGGCGAGAAGAAGCACGACGUCGAGCUGAAGGCGAGGCGCGCCAAGCGGAAAAGCAUCGCCGAGAAGAGGAUCCGCGCAUUGGCAGAGGCCUUGGCCAAGGUUGACGAUGAAGAGCGCACCUUGCUGCCAGAUUACGAUGACAUCAACGCGGAGCUCAAGGUCAAGUCCUCGAUGAUCCGAAAAGCGAAGCGAAAGAUCCAAACAUUGGAGCAGGAGGUGCGCGACCUCCAGCGGGAGUUCGAGACCGAGCGCACCGACUACCUGGAGACCAUCCGGCGGCAGGACCAGCAGCUGCGGCUCCUCUCGCAAAUACUGGACAAGGUGCAGCCGUGCAUCCGCCGAGACUCCAACUACGCCGACCUGGAGGCCGUCAAGGCGCAGAGCGUCUGGGACCAGGACGCGCAGCGCUGGAGGCUGCCCGAGCUCACCGUGCAGCAGAUGAAACUGCCGCCCGCGGCCGGAAUCCAGCCAGGAGCCAGAGUGACCCAGAAUACCGGUGACGCGCCGAGCCCUACCGCCAGCACGUUCGAUGCCAGCUCCCAGAGGAAUAGGCCGAGCUUUGGGAGUGACUUUGUGAACAGCAUCUUGAAGAAGCCACAUCGACAGGAAGAAUUGCUCAUAACCCUGCUGAAUGGAAACGGAGCUUCUAGGAAAUGCGGCCGAGAACGUUUGAGAGUUUCGAGUGGCCGCUGAAGUGGCUUACAAUGCAUUUGAACUCGAAUUGUUUUGGUCUGCUGAAGAAUAUGCGACUGACAAUCGGUGGGAAAUUCUGACCAAUAUUACAUGUGCGAGUGCCUUGUUGCCGUGUUUAGCGUAUAACAAGGAAUUUAUCUUUUGGCAUCUUGCUGACAGAUGCGUAGCAGUAGCUUAUUUCUUGGCCGUUUGUCCGGAGAGCCUGAACUGCUAGUUCGAGGCCCACAGAGUUCGUGCAGCUGAAGUUUUUGUUCAUAUGUUAGUUUUGUUCAAAGGUGCAUGGUCAAGUACUCGAGUCGUCGUCGUUUCGAUCAGUCAUAUGUAUAUGUUUCAGCAUUCAAGCUAUAGUUCACCCUAGAAUGUCGUCAGCUUUGUUGAUUGUUGCUUUGCCUGGGCUGUGUGCGAGGCAGAGUGCAAAUUAGCGUCAAAUUUUAUCUACUUCUUCGUGGUCUCUUGAUGCGGGGUUUUUUCGUUGAUUGGUUUACGCCCCAGGAAUUGAAUGACAAUGCCGACUAAGUAAACAAAGCGGCCCUGUUCUCUCGAACAAAGCGCCUACAAUGUUUGUGUAUAUAGCCCAAGUUGUGUAUUUGCUUGAUUGCUGGUUUUUGGUGAUUGCUGUUGGAAGAUGGCAGUCUCAGGUAUUUACUGUUCAAUCACAUUUCUCGUUUUCCUAAAGUGCUUUACACCUAACGUCAUUUCCAUCACUCAUGUUUGCGGUAGUGACACUAUCAUUAGGUAAAGUGCGAUAUUGAGAGACUUUCGCGAACAGUGCCUUCUUCGACUUGUAAGCCGAAGUUUAUAAGCCAAUUGAAUGUGCUGCUAGUGCGUAGCCGCCCACUUGAAUGCUGGUAGCUCCUGAAGGAAACAAAUAGUUUAGUAUUUGCGUGCUCUCUAACGCGGCUUUCUCUGUGCUCGACAUGUACUGGGGUGCGAUCUUGUACGCGUUCCAAAAUAGAACGGAGGUGGUCCGUUCCACCGAGCCGCACACGCUUGGUCAGUUUGAACGGUGUCGAACGCCAUGACGUCAAUUGUGAAGUGAUAUCUGCUGUCAAUCAUUCCGUGUUGUCUGCUAUCGGACGAACGCAACGGAACGGACCGCCAAUUUCGCGACGGAAAGAACGGACCGCCUCCGUUCGAGUUUGGAACGCGUACAAGAUCGCACUCCUGGUUGUAGCAGUGACCGUACUGCCGUAGAACUCGGCAUCACAAAGCCCUGCUUGCCGUUGACUAUUGUCUGUCCCCAUAGGCAUGCUGCGGCAACAGAGGGAAGUUGUAACUACUGUGGCUGAGUAGCAGAAUUUGUUUCAUAGUUGAACCGAAUACGUUCGGUGCCCCCUGGCAUGCAAGACACUUAAAAUGCAGAAGUGUAGCUCUUUCUUGUGCAAAACCGAAUUUGAAGUUGAAAAUGGUAUAGAUAUAAUCCACUAGUUGACAGAAAACCUAGCAGUUGACGUUGAAGGCGUGUUACGAGCAACGGAGAAACUUGAGCAGAUGAAAUUUUUUUUUUUUUACACAAGAGAAGAAGAAAACACUGCUGAUACAAGACAACCUUAAAGGGCAACAAACUCAAAGAAAUGAUUUCAUCAAAACUGAGAGCUGUGCGAGUUGGUGUGGUUCCAUGUUAACAAAAAAGUGCGCGAAAAGCGCCCGUGUUUGUCGUUUCUUCUCGUCUGCGUCUUUUUCGCGCACUUUUUCGUUAAGGUCAAAGAAAUAACGUUUUAUCCGCUACAGAGCUUAUGACUGUGUGGUCACGUAACCUAAGUAUACUGUUAGACCCCUUGUGCUGCCUCUGCAAGCUCAGUAGUGCAUUCAGGUUUUUGUCAGUGUAUGUUUAUGCCUGUGUGGCUCAUCGAGGCUCGUAACUGGAACGAGCGAAGUGGCCACCGAUGUUACGGCUACAAGCGGCAGCCCGACAAGAACUGUUCGAGCCGGCUGUUGUCCCAAUGCAGUUUGCGUGGCGUGCGUGGGACGCUCUUUUUCUUUUUCUUGUGGAAGUAACUUCACCGUCCUUGUGUCAGGCCUGCACGGUCUGGUAAACGCGGAAGUGUCGCCAGGCACCAUCCGUCUCAAGAGGUCGCAGGUCACAGCGCUCGUGGCUCCAGCAGCGGCGCCCGCGUUAUAAGGUUGCCAGCGCUCACCUCGGGCCGAAUUCAGUGACGUCAUUUUCAGUGCGCGUUGUUGUGCUUAACGAGCUCGCAGUGAAAAAAAAAAAAAAAUGUAUGCCAGCACAUUUUUAGCUCACAUAUCUUCAAAUGUUCCACCGCAUUGGCAAGGCUGCCGGUUUCUCCUGCCUUGUGCCAUUAUAGCAUGUGACGGAUGUUAGUUCUGAAUGUAUAAGUUUGCUACUAAAAAAGAAUUGAUGAUGGGAUGGCUUUCGAAGCGUUAGAGAUGUUUUUAAAGCUUAUGUCUCCCAGUCUAAUUUUUGAUGCCAUGACUCAUUCGUUUGGCAUCCGUUAUGUUAGUUUAACGGAUCACCGGCUUUCCUUCGCGCGCAUUACGUGAUCUCUCCUGCUACUUUUUGCCCAAUAACAGUACAACAUUUGGACUUCUUGCGUUUCCUGAGUUGAUUCUAAUUAUUGCUUCAAAAUACCAAAAUUUUAGUGAUUUGUGUGUGUCCACAAAACUGGUGAAAAUUCGCCCGUAGCAUUUUUGUUUGGUUGAAGCAAGCGCUACGUUUCUCACCUUUAUGUUCGAAAGCUAAUUUUGCUGAGUCAUGUCAUUUUCGAAACAUUCUAGAAACCGCGAAAUAAACGGAUAUGCCAUGGAAAAAGACAAAAGAUGGGGAGUACGCCUAAAUGUACAUUUAAGUGUUUAAACGAGCGUGAUUUUUGCUCCCUGAGAG